Dacryopinax primogenitus is the source of this 2499-nucleotide messenger RNA. RefSeq lists its product as uncharacterized. The coding region runs from base 1 to 2499 and encodes 832 amino acids. NCBI's taxonomy places the organism in Eukaryota, Fungi, Basidiomycota, Dacrymycetes, Dacrymycetales, Dacrymycetaceae. The transcript has 5 exons. The record is from RefSeq and is a predicted model, not a curated record.
AUGGAUCCACGGAGCGGCGCACGGCGCGUCGGCCUGGGCAGCCCACGACUUGAGUUAGGCAUUGUCACUCCCUCCUCUUCUCCUUCUGCACCACCACGGAGGCGUGCGCAUUACCACCUUUACAGACCGAAGGACACGCUGGCUCUCACCAUACCUUUCACGUCGAUCUCUCUGUCCCUAUCCCUCAACAACGCGUUUUCUGAUCGACCGCGUGCACCCCAGCCCUUCCCGGAACUCUCAACAGGGAUGCUAUCUCCAAGACCACCAGCGAUCGCUUUCUUCUCCCCUCGCGGGAGCCGACAUUACCCACGCUCGUACCACUCCCGCUCCCGCUCGCACUCGAGCACACGUACACGCAUCCCCGCAUUCUAUCUCCAAACUUAUUACGCACUCCUCUCCUUCUGGCGACGCACACGGCUCGCGCGAACGCUCCUCAUCAGCGCUGGUAUACUCCUCCUCUUCUUCCGCAUUCUUACCACUCCCCCUUCACCUCCAAAGAGCCAUUAUCAGCCCUCGCGCAUCCCCGUUCUCCCGAUACCUCUCGAUGCCAACCCGAGUGGGCUAGGCGCACGCGGUCCCCUCGAACCUCACACGUACCUGCCAAGCGGACUCGUGGUUGUCAAUCCCCAAGGCCGGCACCCCAUCUAUGAGCUUAUCGAACGCGCACAGAGGGAAUGGGAGGAGAAGACCUCAAGGGCAAGCAAGACGCUAGCCCAGGCAGCGAAGGAGUACCAGCGGAGAUAUGGUAGGUGGCCUCCGAGGGGUUUCGACAAGUGGUGGGCAUACGUCGAGCGUCAUAAUGUUCAGCUUCCGGACGAGUACGACCAGAUCCUUGCCGAUCUCGCACCGUACUACGCGUACUCUCCGCGCGAGCUCCGCCAGCUUCUCUCUAUUUCCCCCCAGUCUGCCUCAGACAACAACAGCACGUUCACACUCUCCUCUUCACGUCUCCAUUCGACGCUCCAGAUUGCGCGCGCACCUUCGCCGCUUGCCAAAGAACAGGCCGAGUCUGCGCUAGAUCUUCUGACGGGAGAUGGGGAGAGCUGGAUGCCCGAUCCAGGGUAUGUGGACAAGGAAGAGUGGGAGGCUAGUAUGCAGGGUAUCGGUGUGGGGAGCGUAGAGGUUGACCUCAUGGGAGAUGCGGGAAGCUGGGAAGCCGUCUUCACAGCGCAGAGAGAGCCUAAGGUGGUUGUGAGUCAGGAAUGGGAGGAGGAGAGGAGGAAGGCGAUCAAAAGCGAACGAUUCAUGCGUUUGACGGGCCGCUAUGCGACAUCUUUCUCUACCGAUACGUCCUGGCCUGAGGCUUGCCCUGCCACCGCAGAGCUACAUACCGGAAAUCCUGAGAAUCAACCCAAGCCCAAAUCAUUCGUCUACUCCCCACUGCUCGCCUCUUCCCCCUGUUCCAACCCUUCACUUAUUGCUCACUCUCCCUUCCUUAACCGUACCGCCCACGCCAACAUGUCCCAGAACGACCCACACACGCCCCUCUUCAGCACCUGCAAGGCCUCCCAGGUACACGGAGAUAUCCUGGUACCUGACGGCAGCCACUGGGUGUAUUCUGCGCCGAAGGACGUGCCCUGGAAACGGAAAAAAGAAUCACGCCUGAUCUGGCGUGGCCGGCCGUCAGGAGAAGUCCUCGCCUCUGUUGCCUCCAAGUCCAAAUCCUCUAAAGGGCAUAAUCACAAGAUCAAGCGCGCCGCUACCCUCGAUCCGUCAUCUCUCCGCACUGGGCUUGCGGCUGCACCCCCGGUACCGAAGAAGGAUCAGGUGCUCCUCCCCUCUCACCCGAGCGAGGUGGUCGGCGAGCCUGUGAAGAGACUCUCGAGCUGGCUUGAGCGGGAGAUGGUAGAUGGGCCGUUUCCCGGUUGGGAGGUCCAGAAGCUUGAAGUACCUACGGUGGUGGAGGAGACGAAGAAGGGAAAGAAGGACGAUUGGAGAGUGCUCGCUAAAGUCGUCCAUGGCAAGGUCGUGUAUGUUAACGAGACGGAGGCACUCGCUAUACAAGCGAACACGACUAGCGACCAGAACAUGACAAGCACUAAAAAGCCGCCCGCGUACAACACCACUGCGCUGGAGAUCCCCACUGAAUGGGCGCUGCUGGAACGCAAUAACCAGUAUAAGUAUAUGCUUGAUAUCGACGAUCAAUCCUGCUCUCCGUCUUUCCGUCACCUCCUAGCCACAGGCGCCCUGGUGCUCAAAACCACGGCUUUCGAAGAAUGGUACGGCGAGCGUAUCCAGCCCUGGUUGCACUACGUACCCGUGCAGCUCGACCUUUCUGACCUGUACGACGUGCUCAGCUUUUUCAGGGGAGACGUGGCGAACGGGGGCGAGGGAGAGCACGACGAGCUCGCGCAGGAGAUCGCGGGUGCUGGGAAGGACUGGGCGGGCAGGUACUGGAGGAGAGAGGAUAUGACGGCGUAUAUCUAUCGACUUUUCCUCGAGUAUGGCAGGCUUAUGUCCGACGACAGAGACAAGAUGAACUUCUACAUGACGCCCUGA